CGCAGGCGCGGCUUCCAGACCAACAUGGCGGCUGUGCUGCUGCUGCUCCGCGCCCUUCGCCGGUGCCCAGGUCCGGGUCCUGGGCGGCUCUGGGGCCCAGGCCCGGCCUGGAGUCCAGGGUACCCCGCGGGGUCCGGGAAGCGGCGGCCGUACUUGGUUAGCAGGCCUCCGGGGGGCCUCGCUGAGGCUGGAGGCCAAGCCGUACAGAGCUUAAAAUUGCGACUGCUAACCCCUACCUUUGAAGGGAUCAACGGAUUUUUAUUGAAACAACAUUUACUUCAGAAUCCGGUCAGACUGUGGCAACUUUUAGGUGGCACUUACUAUUUUAACACCUCAAGGAUGAAGCAGAAUAAUAAGGAGAAGUCAGAGGGGAAGACGCCUCAAGAGGACGAAGAGGACCGGAGGCGCCGGGAGCGGGAAGACCAGAUGUACCGAGAGCGGCUUCGGACCUUGCUGGUCAUUGCGAUUGUCAUGAGCCUUCUGAAUGCCCUCAGCACCAGCGGGGGCAGCAUUUCCUGGAAUGACUUUGUCCACGAGAUGCUGGCGAAGGGUGAGGUGCAGCGCGUCCAGGUGGUGCCUGAGAGCGACGUUGUGGAAGUCUACCUGCACCCUGGAGCAGUGGUGUUUGGGCGGCCUCGGCUAGCCUUGAUGUACCGAAUGCAGGUUGCAAAUAUCGACAGGUUUGAAGAGAAGCUUCGAGCAGCUGAAGAUGAGCUGAAUAUCGAGGGCAAGGAUAGGAUUCCGGUUACCUACAAGCGAACGGGAUUCUUUGGAAAUGCCCUGUACGCCCUGGGGAUGACAGCAGUGGGCCUGGCCAUCCUGUGGUACGGUUUCCGCCUGGCUGGAAUGACUGGAAGGGAAGGUGGAUUCAGUGCUUUUAAUCAGCUUAAAAUGGCUCGUUUCACGAUUGUGGAUGGGAAGAUGGGGAAAGGGGUCAGCUUCAAAGACGUGGCAGGAAUGCACGAAGCCAAGCUGGAAGUGCGAGAGUUCGUGGAUUAUCUGAAGAGCCCAGAGCGCUUCCUCCAGCUUGGCGCCAAGGUUCCGAAGGGUGCACUGCUGCUCGGCCCCCCUGGCUGUGGGAAGACCCUACUGGCCAAGGCAGUAGCCACAGAGGCCCAGGUGCCGUUCUUGGCAAUGGCUGGCCCGGAGUUCGUGGAGGUCAUUGGAGGCCUGGGUGCUGCCCGUGUGCGGAGCCUCUUCAAGGAGGCCCGAGCCCGGGCUCCCUGCAUCGUCUACAUCGACGAGAUCGACGCGGUGGGCAAGAAGCGCUCCACCACCAUGUCCGGCUUCUCCAACACUGAGGAGGAGCAGACGCUCAACCAGCUUCUGGUGGAAAUGGACGGAAUGGGAACCACAGACCAUGUUAUCGUCCUGGCGUCCACGAACCGAGCCGACAUUUUGGACGGUGCUCUGAUGAGGCCAGGCCGACUGGACCGGCAUGUCUUCAUUGAUCUUCCCACGCUGCAGGAGAGGCGGGAGAUUUUCGAGCAGCAUCUGAAGAGCCUGAAGCUGACCCAGGCCAGCACCUUUUACUCCCAGCGUCUGGCAGAGCUGACACCAGGAUUCAGUGGAGCUGACAUCGCCAACAUCUGCAAUGAGGCUGCGCUCCACGCAGCUCGGGAGGGACACACAUCCGUGCACACGCUCAGUUUCGAGUACGCCGUGGAGCGCGUCCUUGCAGGGACUGCCAAAAAGAGCAAGAUCCUGUCUAAGGAAGAACAGAAAGUGGUCGCGUUUCAUGAGUCGGGCCACGCCUUGGUGGGCUGGAUGCUGGAGCACACGGAGGCCGUGAUGAAGGUCUCCAUAGCGCCUCGGACAAACGCUGCCCUGGGCUUUGCUCAGAUGCUCCCCAGAGACCAGCACCUCUUCACCAAGGAGCAGCUGUUUGAGCGAAUGUGCAUGGCCCUUGGGGGCCGGGCGUCGGAAGCACUGACCUUCAACAGGGUCACUUCUGGGGCACAGGACGACCUGAGGAAGGUCACCCGCAUUGCUUACUCCAUGGUGAAGCAGUUUGGGAUGGCACCUGGCAUCGGGCCCAUCUCCUUCCCUGAGGCACAGGAGGGCCUCAUGGACAUCGGGCGGCGCCCCUUCAGCCAAGGCCUGCAGCAGAUGAUGGAUCAUGAAGCAAGACUGCUGGUGGCCAAGGCCUACAGACACACCGAGAACGUGCUGCAGGAGAACCUGGACAAGCUGCAGGCGCUGGCAAAUGCCCUUCUGGAAAAGGAAGUGAUAAACUAUGAGGACAUUGAGGCUCUCAUUGGCCCACCGCCCCAUGGGCCGAAGAAAAUGAUCGCGCCACAGAGGUGGAUCGAUGCCCAGAGGGAGAAGCAGGACUCUGGAGAGGAGGAGGCAGCGGAAGAGGCCCAGCAGCCCCCACUUUGAGGCAAAGAGCCAUCUUGGCCAAAGUAGUUGAGAUGUGUUGGCCGCACGUGCGGGUGAUCCAAGAAGUGAGCGGCUCACUCAGCCACUCCGUGUUUCUUUUCAGCUGAGCUUUGCACUUGCUAUUGGGGCCCUCAGUAGUCUCUGCGCAGCGGCUUCUGAGAUCUCUUUACUGAUGACCCUUUUCACGAUUGUAAAUUUCUCUUCGGAAACAACUGAAUGAGCCUUGUGUUUGUGCAUCGUUUCCCCCAUGGGGAAGGUUAUUAGUACUUUCCCAAGUGAGCAUGGGACACCUCGAGUUCCCAGGGUUACAGACACAACCCUUCCCAGUGUGGCUGAGGCCACCGAGAGACCGCACAGCAUUCAGACUCUGAACAGACCCCUGUUCAUGCUGAUGCCUGCACAGCCGUUCAGUUCCCGUGGCUCCCUUGGAAUGCUAAGGGGUUCAGACAUGAAAGGAACCUCUGAGCCGAUUGUCCUGAGCUCACUCAUCAAUGAAGCCACACAGGCCCAGAAACUGGGCUCUAGAGGACUCAGCACUGCCACCUGCUGCCGUGUGGACAGGUGCAGGUUGAGGACUUCUAGCUGGUCUAGUCAUGCAGUGUUGGGAUGCCUUGGUUUUUGUUGCCCUGAGAAUUGUUGAGAUACUUUACUAAUAAACUCUGUGGUUGGAAAAA
Saimiri boliviensis boliviensis (Bolivian squirrel monkey) is the source of this 3056-nucleotide messenger RNA. RefSeq names its product SPG7 matrix AAA peptidase subunit, paraplegin (gene SPG7). Gene Ontology annotation, molecular function: ATP hydrolysis activity; zinc ion binding; metalloendopeptidase activity. Gene Ontology annotation, cellular component: membrane; m-AAA complex. Gene Ontology annotation, biological process: mitochondrial protein processing. The record is from RefSeq and is a predicted model, not a curated record. Lineage: Eukaryota; Metazoa; Chordata; Mammalia; Primates; Cebidae.